UUUAGCCAAUCAGCAUUAAGAACGAAACCGCUAUCAAAAUAACAGAAAUUGAUACACAACCGUCUUCAAUUUCUUUCAAUUUAUUUAGUACUGAUGUAUCUCAGGGUAUAACCAUUCUCAGGAAUACAAAAUGAAAGUUGUAAGCCAUAAAGGAAGACGAAGCUUUAUUCUUCGCCGCCAGAAUCGUAACAACUCGGGAUGGUCAGAUUUCACUUCCUCGUCUUCCUACCAACACACUUCAUAUACCUCACACAUACAGUUGAAGCCCCGAACCCGGAGUGAUGUAACAAUAUGGUCCCUUCCUGAAGAACUACUCAUACACUUGAUGAAAGGCCUACACAUCAAAGAUUUGCUCAAUAUAAGAUCUGUUCACAGUCAUUUCCGUGAUAUUAUUGAUAGCUACUCUACAUUGUGGUCAGGAGUCAGCUUUAGAAAUGCCUGGCCAUCUUUACCAAAUAUGCUGCAUUUUGAAAGAGCUGCUGAAAAUGGAAACAUAGAGUCUCUGAUUAAACUAGGCAUAGCAUACCUGUAUAACGAAGGAUUACCUGGUGAUUUUGAAGGUAAGAAAAUCCUGGCAAAUGGUACAAAGGCUGCAGAGAUGUUCUGCAGAGUUGAAAGCCUCACCCCUCAUACUGCACCAUUCACCUGGCUGUUCAUAAGACCACCUUGGACUGUCUCAGGGGCCUGUUGCAAGGAAUGUGUAUUCAAUGAUAUGGUGAAAUACUGUGCAAAGCAUGGUGACCCAUCAGUUCAGAUAUGUGUAGCUAAGACACUGCUACUGUUGGAGGAUGAAGAGACAAGGAAUAUGGAGGCAGUGACAUACUUAGAGCAAGCCACAUCUCAUAGUUCACCCCUGGCUGCUUUUCUGCUAUGGGAGCAAAGAUACUCAAAUAUAGUUUGUGAUCGGGCCAUGGAGUUGCAAAGUAUUCGUGAGCUACGUGACAUCUCCUGUACAGUGCAAAUAGACAGCCAACUGAGGCUUUGUCAGUUCUAUGCUCAGGGAAAAUAUGGCGGUGUCUCAGCCAGGCAAGCAGCUUCAUUCAUGAGAGACUUGGUGCUGUCUUCUCAACCCACAAACCUGCACUUGAUCCUCACUCGCAAUGUUGAACUCACACAGUCUAUGAGGUAUAUCCUAGUAGAUUGGCUUGUAGAAGUUGCAGGCAUGAAGGAUUUCUCCAGCCUAACGCUUCAUGUUGCAAUCAACAUGGUGGAUAGAUACCUCAAAGUUCAUGCUACAUCACGGUCAAAACUACAGCUUUUGGGAGUAGCUGCAAUGGUGGUUUGUUCUCGCUACUUGGGCAAGGAUAUAAUCACAAUCCGCGAAGCUGCUUGGCUCACUGAUAAUGCAUACAAAUAUGAAGAUGUUGUUCGAAUGAUGGGAGAAAUUAUUGCUACCCUAAAGGGGGAAAUAAGGGUGAUUACAAGUUUGGAUCUUGUGAAAAUAUUUGGUCAGUUAGCUAAGUUGGAGCAGACAUCCCAGUAUCUUGCUGAGUACAUUUGUGAACUGUCCCUCCUGAAGGCUGAGAUAGGACAAUACACACAGGCCAAAAUAGCUGCCAGCUGUGUACUCUUUGCCAGGCUAGCCAUGAAGCAAGAGUUCCCCUGGCCAAGUCACAUGGAAGACUUCACUGGACUCUCAGUAGAGGAUCUCAAACACUGUGUGCUGAAACUACAUGAGAAGAGUUUUACGGAAGGUUCAAUGGUUGACCACAGAGACAUUAUUCUACAGGCUGUGAAACAGCGCUACAGUGAUGAACAGUUCUCUAAUGUCAGCAACAUAGAAAUCCUGACAGCCAGGGAGUUGUGCCAGGCACUCGGGCUCUCAGACCUCAGCAGUCCUGACAAUGAUGUCAGAAUAUAUCUCCAUGGUGCCAAGGACCUGAUUGCAUCACCAUCUAGAGGAAACCAUAGAAACAGGAGAAAUCGUCCAUCCUCUGGUGAUCGUGCAGCUACUCCUACAAUGGAUUCAGACCAGAACAUGGCCAACCUGCUCAAUGAAUCUGCCAUGUCUGGAUACGAUGGUGACAAAGAAGAUGAAGGGGAGUCAUUCAUUGACUGUGAAGAUUUUGAUGACGAUGAAGAUCUUGUGAGCUUAUGGGGACCUGAUCAAUCACGUGUUAACAAUUCUGAGAGCCUAACAUUUCCUAAUAUGGAUGUAGAUGAUACACCUCCCAUUGAUCUCAACCAAAAUGUGCGAAUUUUGCGCCAUAGAUCUCCUACUAGAUAUUGUAGCGUUAACAAAUAUAAUGACUAUAAGGGGCCCACAGAAGGACCCCAUAGCUCAACUGAAAACAAUACUACAUCUGAUGUUAAGAUCUACAUUGACAGUGAUCACAAUGCAAUGAGCAGUGGCAAUAUCUCAGUUGUACAAGGCAGCAGCAGUAAUAGUAUACAUGGCAGCAUGGCCCAUACCUCAGCCUCAACCACUCUCACGUUGAGCAACAUAACCGGCAAUAGCAACAUAAUUAAACAUUAUGAGACACGCUCUCAGAGCAAGCUCAAUCAAGUGUCCAAUGCAAUCUCUAAAACCAGAACAGCAUUUCAAAGUCUUCCGAUAGACAGUGCCAAUGGUGCUACCACCUCAAAAACUAGAACAAACUCCAAGAGGAAAAGUACAAAUCAAAUGGGGAAUGAAAACAAACUGCAAGUUUUAUCAUAAGGACUCUAUGACCAGAAUGUUGCAGAUUUGCAGUAUAUAAGAUGUUUGUACUUUCUAUAAUGUGGAGUUUAUUGUGAGCAUUCCUUGAACUAUGCAUAAAUAUAGAUUAGGGUUUACAUAUUGUAAAUCAGGUGCUUAACCUACAGGGUGCUUGCACUUGGAUAUUAUUUUACAAUUUAAGUUAGCAUAUUUCUGUUACUAGGUGAUAAUGAGAUAAAUAUACAUUAUCUCCAAAUGGAAAUAGUAAUGCAUUUUGUAUUACACAAUUUUACCAAAAUAUAUUUAUUAUUAUUUGGUGUUUUGCAAAAUGAUAAUUACACAAGCAUUUAUAGUAUAAUCUAUACUAGAGUUGAAAUACAAUAAUGAUACCGCACUGACAAAUAUUUGACAUAUUUAAAGGACAUUUUAUUAUUGCUGUAAAACUGUCUCAAAUGCAGCUGUGUUAUAUGUUAUUAUACACCACUGACUGUUAUUCAAAAUGUUGCUCAAGUGGUCAGUGUGUGUACUAUGUAGGAAAUGUAAUGAUGUAGACUAGACUGUGUAUUUAAGUAGAUUAACUGUGUUCAUGUUGGUUAUAUAAUAGUAACAUAAUGAGAAUGUAUGUGGAGAGGGAGUACAUAUCUGAGGCCAAAUGUGUGAGAUUCAUCAUGUGAUAAACAUAGGUGAAUCACUGGAGUGUGUGUGAUGGUAUAUGAUGUUGCACCAAGCCCCUUAGGUCAGGAGGUGCCACUAACAAUCUCUUAUACAGAAUUGGGAAAUGAAGAGGAAUGGCCAGAGGCUUGGUGCAAAACUAUGUAACAUUGUCCUCUUUGUGAAAACAAUCUUGAUUACUUGAGAUCCUCUUAGUGCCAGUAUUUCGCAUAUAGUGUAAACAAGAAGGAUGUUUACAAUAAGAUUGGAGAAUAUGUAGCUUCAAUGAAAGAAACUAGCUUUAAAAGGAGAAUCAAAUCUAGCAGGUGGGCUUGACAAAAAUUGUUUCAAUUUUAAAAUACUUUUGGCUCAUAUCAUUCCUUAUCAUGUCUGUUUCUAAAAAUCCUCAAAGUGCAAACUUUAUUUCAGGAGAACUAAAGUUUUUUACACAAAUGUACAUGUAUUAUUUUUCUAUUAAUGUGAUUACCAUUUUAAUUAGUUUUU
Messenger RNA from Owenia fusiformis, 3793 nucleotides. NCBI's taxonomy places the organism in Eukaryota, Metazoa, Annelida, Polychaeta, Sabellida, Oweniidae. The record is from the annotation of a GenBank genome assembly.